This is a messenger RNA of Aspergillus aculeatinus CBS 121060, 906 nucleotides long. RefSeq lists its product as uncharacterized. The coding region runs from base 1 to 906 and encodes 301 amino acids. The transcript has a single exon. The record is from RefSeq and is a predicted model, not a curated record. Lineage: Eukaryota; Fungi; Ascomycota; Eurotiomycetes; Eurotiales; Aspergillaceae.
AUGCAACUGCGCUAUCUGAUCGCACUCGGGACAUUGUCCUCUCUCACUGCUGCUCAUCCCGGCCCCGCUGCUGAUCUACCCUCAACAUGGAGUCCCACUUCAACCGUCACCGUCACCGUACCCAUAGCCACCCAGACGGCCGAUGUCAAUAACCUCAAGGCGUAUGCGAAGCGCUUCCACGGGGACUGGCUCAUUCAAAAGCGAGCCUCAACGACUGAGGAGACAUCUUCUACCACCUCCGAGUCUACCACCUCGACGACUGCAACGUCGACGAGCACGACAGAAUCAACCACCUCCACCACCACUACCACUUCUUCCAGCACGACAGAAGCCACUACAAGCUCUACCACCUCCACAGUCUCCUCCACCACCUCUACAGCGAGCAGCACCACCUCAUCAAGUACGACCACCUCCGCCACCUCACAAUCCACUACCACUGCAGCAACCACCACGACCAAGACGACGUCGACAGCCUCAACCACCACCUCCACCGCCUCGGCCACUAGUUCCGCCAGCGCCGCUAAAGCUGCCUACAACCGCCGUGGCGAGAUUGCCGCGAUCGUCACUUUCACCAUCCUGAUACUGCUCUUUAUCGGCGUUGCCGCCUUCAUGUGCACCCGGGACAAGCGCAAGAGAAGACGCAUCGAAGCCAGGGCAGCCGCCAAGGCCGCGGACUACUCGAUGGUAUCCUUGACCGAGGGCGGCCGACCGCAGAGCGAGGCCAAAUUCGACCGAGCGUCGGUGAUGUUUGCGACGGCACCCUCCCGCAGUGAGCUCGGCUUGAGCACCCCAUUGACGCGUCCCUCUUCUAUAGCGACGAGCGAAGUCUUGCGCCAGAGCCCGACUCCGGCGGCUGCUCCGGCGACUCCGCCGGAGGCGCAGCAUCGGGCCGGGAAUUUUGUGUAA